Messenger RNA from Conger conger (European conger), 2346 nucleotides. RefSeq names its product phenylalanine hydroxylase (gene pah). Gene Ontology annotation, biological process: L-phenylalanine catabolic process; L-tyrosine biosynthetic process. NCBI's taxonomy places the organism in Eukaryota, Metazoa, Chordata, Actinopteri, Anguilliformes, Congridae. Gene Ontology annotation, molecular function: iron ion binding; phenylalanine 4-monooxygenase activity. The record is from RefSeq and is a predicted model, not a curated record. The coding region runs from base 76 to 1419 and encodes 447 amino acids. The transcript is spliced from 13 exons.
AAGCGUCACACAAACAAACUCGGACUAAGGCAUAACUUAAAUCACUGCAAGAAUCUGUUGCUCCAAUAACAGAGGAUGGACGCAGCAUUCCGAAAGGUGAACGGGGACAAUGCCGCUCAGGGCUCCAUGUACCUGGAGGAACGAACAACCAAGUCAGGUGUGCUGUCCUGUAUCUUCUCUCUGAAGGAGGAGGUGGGGGCUCUGGCAAAAACACUGAGACUUUUUGAGGACAAGGGCAUCAACUUGACGCACAUUGAGUCUCGGCCCUCGAGCACGAGCAAGCAGGAGUACGAGUUCCUUGUCAGUGUGGACAGUGCCUGUACCAAAGCCCUGGAAGAGGUCAUCGAAGGACUCGGCUCGCAGAUCAGUGGACAUGUGUAUGAAUUCUCCCGUAACAAGCAAAAGGACACAGUGCCAUGGUUUCCCAACCAUAUUCAGGACAUGGAUCUCCUCGCCAACCAGAUCCUGAGCUAUGGUUCUGAACUGGACUCCGACCACCCUGGCUUCACAGACUCAUUGUACAGAGCCAGAAGAAAAGAAUUUGCUGAGAUUGCCUACAACUACAGACACGGUGAGGCUAUUCCUAGGGUGGAGUAUACAGAGGAUGAGAAGAAGACGUGGAGAACUGUUUUUAAGGAGCUGAAGACCCUGUACCCAACGCACGCCUGCCAUGAACACAAUAGAGUGUUCCCUCUGCUGGAGAAAUACUGUGGCUACAAGGAGGACAACAUUCCCCAGCUUGAGGACAUCUCACGUUUCCUGCAGUCCUGCACAGGAUUCAGACUGCGCCCUGUGGCUGGCCUGCUCUCCUCUCGAGACUUCCUGGCUGGACUGGCAUUCAGGGUCUUCCAUUCAACACAGUACAUCCGUCACGGAUCCAAGCCCAUGUACACACCUGAGCCGGACGUCUGCCACGAGGUUCUGGGACAUGUGCCUCUGUUUGCGGACCCCAGCUUCGCACAGUUCUCACAGGAAAUUGGUUUGGCUUCCCUGGGCGCGCCCGAUGAUUAUAUUGAAAAGCUUUCCACUGUGUACUGGUUCACGGUGGAGUUUGGUCUGUGCAGGCAGGACUCAGAAAUACGGGCCUAUGGAGCUGGACUGCUGUCCUCCUUUGGGGAGCUGCAGUACAGUUUAACAGACAAGCCAAAACUUGAGCCAUUUAACCCUGAAAAGACCUGCCUUCAGACGUACCCCAUCACUGAGUUCCAACCUGUUUAUUACGUGGCUGAGAGCUUUGAGGACGCCAAAGAGAAAGUCAGAAAGUACGCCGCGACCAUUCCCCGGCCCUUCUCGGUGCGGUACAAUCCGUACACACUGAGCAUUGAGGUUCUGGACAACACCCAGCAGCUCACGAACCUGGCCGACACCAUCAGCAGUGAGAUCGGGAUCUUGUGCAACGCCCUUCGUAAAAUGGAAUGAUGAUUUUCACGUCUCCUGCUAAUUCUUCCAGUUGUAAGAUCCAUUACAAGCCACACUUUCUCCAAGUGUAACCCUAUCUGGUUCAGAUACUUUUGAAAUCGACAUAGAGACAAAAAUCGAAUGAUCCUUUGCAGAAUAUAAUGUAUAUAACCUAAUGCAUUCACUGAAUGUUUUAAAGCCUUGAAUAUUAAAUACGUGUUUUAUCUUAUAUGCAUUUCAUAUGAUUGAAGUAGCCUAAAACUAUGAGUUUGUUUGUUUGUUUGUUGUUGUAAAUGAAUCAGAUACAAGAAAAUAAAUAAUCAAAUCAUUUACAAAAUAUUAUUUGUAAAAGUCCAACGAUGAGUGAUUAUCUAUUUUCAGCGCGAGUAAAUCUAGGUGUCGCCGGCACGUAGGCAGAAGAUAAUGACAGUAAUUUUCAGGAUCCAGAUGAGACCAUCUGCACUUAGAAGGAUUCUCACACCAAAGCUAUUAUGAUCCUUUGAGCAGUACGUUUUUUUAAUAACCUGUUCAUUAUAUUUUAUAACCUCAGUGAUUUUUUUUUGAUCUUUCAUUAUCUAUCCUCUUUUUUUGAAAACGAGAAUAUAUCUAGCAACUUGUAUGUCACUGUGGCCAUAAUGUAAAUACGGGGGUUAUAUAAAAGUGAAAUAAUUGUUUUUUGUUUGUUUUUUUGUUUUUUUCAAUUAUAAGACGCAUUAGCCAACAUCUAAAUAUAAAUGUAUAAAUUAAAAAAGCUUUAAUGUGUCAGGCACCAGAGAAGUCUAAUUUUGAAAGAAAGACAUGGCACGUGGGUAAAUACUUACAACGGCAAUGCUUGUUAAAAUAUAAAUCAUUGUAUAUGCAAAUCACUAUAUGCAACAAAGUGUAUUUUAUUCUCCACAUAACAUGUAUACAAAUAAUUAUAAAUACAAAUAAAUCAAUGCGUAUUUA